Messenger RNA from Penicillium subrubescens, 2103 nucleotides. RefSeq names its product GPI-anchored transamidase subunit GPI16 (gene gpi16). The transcript has 3 exons. NCBI's taxonomy places the organism in Eukaryota, Fungi, Ascomycota, Eurotiomycetes, Eurotiales, Aspergillaceae. Gene Ontology annotation, biological process: attachment of GPI anchor to protein. The coding region runs from base 183 to 1976 and encodes 597 amino acids. The record is from RefSeq and is a predicted model, not a curated record. Gene Ontology annotation, cellular component: GPI-anchor transamidase complex.
CUCUCGUCGCAUUGCAAUUGCGUCUGAUGUUCAGAUUGCUUGGUCAUAUUCAGGGCUUCUCCUGGUGACGCAGUGUCUCGUUGGUCUUGGAUGUCCAAGCCUGCCGAGGCCCCAAACACCCCUCUUAACAUUAAACACCUCACGGACUAGGGGCACCACAGACCGAGCUCCGGUAUGAAGUGAUGACGGUCUCCUCACUCUUUUCUCUCCUGCUGGCGCUCGCUGUCACGCUAUGGAGCUCACAAGUUUCAGCAUCCUCGGACUAUCAUGAACAGCUUUUCCUUCAACCGCUCCCUCAAUCCUCCCUCCUAGCCUCGUUCAAUUUCCGGGGUAACACCUCCCAGCAAUCGUUUGACAAUCAGCACUUUCAAUACAUCCCACGGGCUCUUGGCCAGAUUCUCCAACACGCUCACACCAAAGAGCUACAUCUUCGCUUUAGUACUGGACGAUGGGACGCUGAAAGUUGGGGCCCUCGGCCGUGGAAUGGUAGCAAGGAAGGAGGGACCGGUGUUGAGCUUUGGGCAUGGAUUGACGCGGCAGACGACGAGGAAGCAUUUGCAAAGUGGAUAACUUUGACGCAAUCCCUGUCCGGCCUGUUCUGCGCAUCGCUGAACUUCGUCGACUCCACCCGUACAACUCGUCCUGUCGUUUCUUUUGACCCCACUGGUGAUCAUUCGAACGUUGAUGGACUGCACCUUCUCCACGGAACCCUCCCUGGAGAGGUCGUCUGCACAGAAAACCUGACCCCCUUCCUGAAGUUGCUUCCAUGCAAGGGCAAAGCUGGGAUCUCAAGUCUCUUCGACGGUCACAAAUUGUUUGAUGCAGCAUGGCAAAGUAUGUCGGUGGAUCUGCGGCCAAUCUGUCCCUCGGAUGGCGACUGUGUUGUCCAGAUCGAGCAAACCGUGGACAUGGUUUUGGAUAUAGAACGCUCCAAGAGAUCCCGGUCCAACCCGAUUCCACGUCCUGUUCCAAAUGAUCAAUUGCUUUGCGAUACAUCCAAGCCCUAUAAUUCGCACGACACUUGCUACCCUCUCGAGAAGGCGAGUGGGAAUGCCUGGAGCCUGCAAGAAGUGUUUGGGCGAACCUUGAACGGCGCUUGCCCUCUUGCGCAAUCAGAGGACUCAAGCGAACAGCCCGUCUGCCUUCGUGUGCCCCAUGAGCGCCAAGUGUUCCACUCUGAGGGUGCAGUGGAACACAAGAAGGCGGAUGGGUUUACUCGUUGCUUCUCCUUAUCAUCUUCACAACCUUUCGAUCUAUCGAUCCCAGAACAAGCCGUGCAGACUGAAGUUCCACUUGAGGAACCAGUCCUCCAUGCAGAGCGAACCAUUGUUGGCCAUGGCCAGGAACGUGGCGGCAUGCGAAUCAUCUUCGUCAACCCUUCCAAAACCGCCGAUGUAGACUUUAUUUUGUUCGAAUCUCUGCCAUGGUUCCUCCGGCCCUAUAUCCAUACGCUGCAGGCGACUAUCACGGGCCCGGACGGUUUGCCUCGAGAAGUCCCUGCGUCCGAGCUCGUGACUGGCACAUUUUACCGACCCGCGAUCGAUCGCGAGCGCGGUACCCAGCUGGAGCUGGCAUUGUCCGUUCCAGCUGCCUCGACUGUCACAUUAACGUAUGACUUCGAGAAAGCUAUCCUAAGAUACACGGAAUACCCGCCAGAUGCCAAUCGCGGAUUCAAUGUUGCACCUGCCGUUAUCCGAAUCCUGAAUUCGCCGGAUAGCGCCUCUAUCUAUAUUCGAUCGACCAGUCUACUUCUGCAGCUGCCGACCCCCGACUUCAGUAUGCCGUAUAACGUGAUUAUUCUCACUAGUACUGUGAUUGCACUUGCGUUUGGCACUGUCUUCAACAUUCUGGUGCGACGAGUUGUGUCGGUGGACGAGGCGGCUGCGCUCGGCGCUCAGAGCCUCAAGGGCAGGAUUCUGGGCAAGUUGGUGGCUAUUCGUGACCGGCUCAAGAAGAAGGAGACGAAGGUUGAGUAGCACACUGUACAAUGAUUUAUCUCUUUUUUUAUCAUAAAUUCACAGCGCUCCAUUUUGACAGUUAGAUCCUAGAAAACCUAGCAUACAAUAUUCUUUGUUACUAAUAUACAUAUACGCAUCCUAGGCA